Messenger RNA from Cheilinus undulatus (humphead wrasse), 1863 nucleotides. It is a transcript of the gene pth1r, whose product is annotated as parathyroid hormone 1 receptor. The record is from RefSeq and is a predicted model, not a curated record. NCBI's taxonomy places the organism in Eukaryota, Metazoa, Chordata, Actinopteri, Labriformes, Labridae. Gene Ontology annotation, molecular function: peptide hormone binding; G protein-coupled peptide receptor activity; parathyroid hormone receptor activity. Gene Ontology annotation, biological process: cell surface receptor signaling pathway; intracellular calcium ion homeostasis; adenylate cyclase-activating G protein-coupled receptor signaling pathway. The coding region runs from base 1 to 1719 and encodes 572 amino acids. Gene Ontology annotation, cellular component: plasma membrane. The transcript is spliced from 14 exons.
AUGGGAUCCGCUCUGCUGAUGCACAACCUGGACUUCCUGCUCAUCUCACUACUCAGCACUUUGUGCCUGUCCAGUGAUGCAUCUCUGUGCACAGAUCCCAGCAGCAUGUCAGAAGGCUGCAGGAUGAGCAGCUUUGUUGCAAUAACCAUUGUAAUGUUUGCAUCAGAGGACGAUGGAGUCUAUGCUGAUGACGUGCUCACUAAGGAGGAACAGAUCGGCCUGCUGUUCAGAGCCAAACAGAAGUGUGAGGAGAACAUCAAGUCCAAGCAUAAAAUUCCUGAAGGUUACUGCUCACCAGAGUGGGAUGGGAUUGUUUGUUGGCCUGAAGGAGCUCCGGGAAAACUUGUAUCCACCUCCUGUCCAGAGUACAUCUACGACUUCAACCACAAAGGGCUCGCAUACCGUCGAUGUGACAACAAUGGAACAUGGGAACUGGCUGCCCCCAACAAGACAUGGGCUAAUUAUAAUGAAUGUGCAAAAUUCCUCUACCAUUACAACCACAGCCAUGAAAAGGAGGUCUUUCACCGUCUGUAUCUCAUUUACACUGUGGGCUACUCCAUCUCUUUGGGAUCACUCAUGGUGGCUGUGCUCAUCUUGGGAUAUUUCCGACGGUUACACUGCACCAGGAACUACAUCCACAUGCAUCUGUUUGUGUCCUACAUGCUAAGAGCUAUCAGCAUUUUCGUGAAAGAUGUUGUGCUCUACUCUGGAUCGGCCUUGGAAAACAUGGAAAGAGUCACAGUGGAAGACCUCAAGUCUAUCACUGAGGCACCGCCAGCCAACAAAACACAGUUUAUUGGCUGCAAGGUGGUUGUGACCUUGUUCAUGUACUUCUUGGCGACCAAUUACUACUGGAUCCUGGUGGAGGGACUGUACCUACACAGUCUCAUCUUCAUGACCUUCUUCUCAGACAGAAAGUACCUUUGGGGAUUCACUCUGAUUGGAUGGGGAGUACCAGCUAUGUUUGUGACAGUCUGGGCAACUGUGAGAGCAGCCUUUGCAGACACAGAGUGCUGGGACUUGAGUGCAGGCAAUUUGAAAUGGAUCUAUCAAGUGCCUAUCCUGGCAGCCGUCGUGGUCAAUUUUAUCUUAUUUUUGAACAUAAUUAGAGUGUUGGCAACCAAGCUACGAGAAACAAAUGCUGGAAGGUGCGACACAAGACAACAGUACAGGAAACUUCUGAAGUCCACGUUGGUGCUGAUGCCGCUCUUUGGGGUGCACUACAUCAUAUUCAAUGCCAUGCCGUACACAGAAGUCUCUGGAAUUCCCUGGCUGAUCCAGAUGCACUAUGAGAUGCUGUUUAACUCUUUCCAGGGUUUCUUAGUGGCAAUUAUAUACUGCUUCUGCAACGGAGAGGUGCAAGCUGAGAUCAAAAAGUCAUGGAGCAGGAGAACUUUGGCUCUGGACUUCAAAAGAAAAGCUCGGAGUGGUAGUAACACGUACAGCUAUGGACCUAUGGUGUCACACACCAGCGUUACUAACGUCACCGCCAGGGGGCCACAUGCCCUCCACCUCACCACCAGGCUGGGCCCCGUGCCUGUGAAUGGGCACAGGAAUCUUCCCGGGUACGUAAAGAACGGCUCGGUCUCUGAGAACUCCAUACCUUCAUUGGGACAGGAGCUCCACCUGCCUGAUGAGGAGCAUUCUGCAGCCACGCGGCCCUGCGAGGAUGAGAAACCCUCCCCCGUGGUUGAGGAGGAGAGGGAGACAGUCAUGUAAACUUCAGGCCACUUGGGAUGCAUAAAAAGGAAACUGUUCCGUACGGAUAGCUUCAUCACACUGCCAGUUUUUCUCUCCUGUGAAGUGAGCCAGAACAUUGCCGCAUGAUGAGGCUUAUGUCCCUAAAAAGGGAUGUUUCACUUC